AUGAAGAGCUGCCCCAGUAUUCGGGCUGCGGCCACCUUGGGCGCGGCCUUUCUACUGCAGCUGACCAGUGCGGGAAAAGUGGAAGAAUGCCCAGAUCCCGCUGAGAUUGUCAUCUAUGAGCCAGCAAAGCUCAUUUGCUGCGGGUCUACUGCUUCGACGACCUAUACUAGGAUUACGACCGAGUGCUCGGGUGUUCCUGUUUACGUUACACCUGGAGUCCCCAUCCCCGAUGAAGAAUGCGUGACUACCACUCAGCCAUGGACUGGAACUGUGACCGAGACUGUUACAAUUCAUGCUACUGGAAGGGCUCCAGGUACGAAGAUUGUGAAAAUCCCGGGAGGAAGUGCAGAUUGCGUUACAACUACUGUUGGCUGGUCUGGCACCGUGACCGAAACUGUUACAAUUCCUCCUUAUGGCAAGGGCCCGAGCACCAUAAUCAUCAUCAUCAAGACUCCCUAUGAACACCCUGGUUAUAUUACAAAAACGGUUCCUUGGACUGGAUAUAUCACCACGGCUUCUACCGUUUAUCCUCACCAAGGUAAGCCUGGUGAAAUCAUUAUCAAGACGCCCCAUGGCGAACGCCCCGUCUCUGCUACUAGAACUGUUGCUUGGGCUGGAAGCACGACAGUCACCUCUACGGAGUAUCCCAGCGGGACUGGCCCCGGAAUAGUCAUUAUCAAGACGCCACAGCAGAAAUAUGUGACUCAGACAAUCCCAUAUAGCGGAAGCGUUACGCACACCAUUACUAUUCCGCCCAUUGGAACUAAUCCU
Molecule: messenger RNA, 771 nt
Organism: Trichoderma harzianum CBS 226.95
Lineage: Eukaryota; Fungi; Ascomycota; Sordariomycetes; Hypocreales; Hypocreaceae
Exons: 3
Source: RefSeq, a predicted model, not a curated record